Molecule: messenger RNA, 1640 nt
Organism: Colossoma macropomum (tambaqui)
Lineage: Eukaryota; Metazoa; Chordata; Actinopteri; Characiformes; Serrasalmidae
Product: heat shock protein 30-like
Exons: 1
Coding region: 784-1410 (208 amino acids)
Biological process (GO): protein refolding; response to heat
Molecular function (GO): protein folding chaperone
Source: RefSeq, a predicted model, not a curated record
UGAGAAAACUGGACACGUUUUAGCAGAGGAUGGUUUCGAUCCAUCGACCUCUGGGUUAUGGGCCCAGCACGCUUCCGCUGCGCCACUCUGCUAGCACUACACCCCAGAUGGGACUCGAACCCACAAUCCCUGGCUUAGGAGGCCAGUGCCUUAUCCAUUAGGCCACUGGGGCUCUGGCACCACAACAACAGGCCUCUCUCACAGCUUUUUAAAAGCUAGGCCUUUCGUCUCUCAUGCUCAGGACACAAAAACACGUAUGGAUUUGGGAGGACUUACACCUGAAAAUCACUUCAGCAAGUCUGAACUGACAAUUAGCGUCUCACACAAAGCAGAGCCAGCCUGUGUGUACGCUACAUUUCAUUUCCCUCACUGCUUAAAUGCAGAGCACAACAUCAGUGAUGUUUGCCUCCAGAUAAAACAAGCCUUCCCGCAUUGCUCUUACGAAACGACCUGUUUAGAGCCCUGUUUAGCCAAGCUUUCGCAUGUUAAUACUUUCAGUAAAUCCACACCUUUCAGAGGCCUUCUCCUCUCAUGUCAUGUAGCAGCCAACUUUACUCACCUGACUUGACACACUUAGAAAAUGACUGGGGUGAUGUCACACACUUUCUCUUUACUGACACUCACUGGACAACUGCGGUAAUGACAGGAAAGUUCAGGAACUCACUGGAAGUAAAACAGGCUUCUUUAUAAAGCCUGAGCAGCUCACAGCGCUCAGGUCAAAUCAAAGAGAGCUGCUACGCUAUCUGACAGAGCAAUCAAGAGUCAACACAACCGUAGAAGAGAAUGUUGAGUCUGUACGGCUUACAGCCUUCAUUCAGCCCAUUCAUGGACAUUCCCUGGCCUGUGCGCAGUCUGUGGCCUGAGGUUGUUCCUCUUUACCAUCACAGAGAUGCACUGCUGAAAAACAUGCAGGGCAUAGAGACUACUUUGAAGCUUUUGGAGAAACUUCAGCACGAGAUCUUUCAGAAAGUCUCCCAGACCGCCGCCUCUGACGUGGUCCAGCCGCUCUCCUACGCAGUGGAGAAAGAGGGAGGUGGUUUUGCCUUGACCCUGGAUGCUAAAGGCUUCUCCCCCGAGGAACUGUCCGUCAAACAGGUGGGAAGGAAGCUGCGCGUCUGCGGGAAGACAGAGAAGAGAGAGGAAGAUGGGAAAGGAUCUUACUCACACAGAGUCCAGGAGUUCAGGCGGGAGUUUGUCUUGCCGGAAGGAGUGAAUCCAGAGGCGCUGAGCUGCUCCCUGGCUGAUGGAAAACUAUUCAUUCAGGCACCAAACACACAGCAGUCUGAAAAACCUGACAGAGUGCUAACCAUCGACAGCAGUCAAGCUGGUGAGAUAGCUCGGUCAGAAACCACACAGACCCAGGACAGCACCACUGAAACACAGAGAGCAGCGGAGCAAAAGCUUGGCUGAAGAGAGCGAGAACGUCUGUAGCAGAAUUGUACGGCUCCGCGUGUAGGGCCAGUGCGGCAACUUUUUUAUCUGUCCAUUGGAAAUAUAAUGACGUAGAUAUACUGUUUUUAAGCCUCUUAUAAUGUCUACUUCUCCUGUGCUUCGUUUCUUUGUUUGUACAAUUUUGUUAUGCAAUUUGUACUAGAGUUGUAAAAAAAGUCUUCAAAAAUAAAGACAAUUUCAUUUCGCUA